UUUCAUUGCAGUGUCAUGUGUAUUGUAAAUUAUUAUCUAAAAAAAAUGAUUUAAAUAUGUAAUCUUUUUUCAAAACUCACAAUCUUCACAUAUAGAAGUACAUUGGGAUGUAUCGACGAGUACACUCCGAUCUUUAUGAUAGUUCGAGCUACCAAUCGUUUUUAUCGUUUAUAUUUUAUAUUUGUUUCCACGAAUAAUAAUGGAAGAAUAUUCUGAGAUAAGUGCAAAGGAGUUAAAGAAGCAAGAAAAAUUUCUGUCAACUGGCUGCUCUAAAAUAAAUAAAAUAUUCAAUGGUGGCAUUCCUUGUCAGGGUAUUACACAAAUUUAUGGUGCAGCUGGUACUGGAAAAACUCAAUUAGCUCUUCAGCUGUGUCUUACUGUACAAUUACCUUUAACUGAAGGUGGCUUUGGUGCUGGUGCGAUAUAUAUUUCUACUGAAGCUGCUUUUCCGGCAAAACGAUUACAUGAAUUAAUUCAAAAUUUAGAUAUCAUUCAAGAAUAUGAUAAUAUAAAUGGUGAUAUCAUAUUUGUGGAACACAUUGCAACUAUUGAAGACUUAGAGUCAUCUUUGCUUCAUAAAGUGCCAGUAUUAUUAAAUAGACAAAAAAUACGUCUACUAAUUAUUGAUUCUAUAGCUGCACCAUAUAGAGUGGAAGAAUGGAAUAGUGAAUCAAGAAAUAGAUCUAAAAGUCUAAGAAUUGUAGGACAGCAGCUACAUAAAUUAUGUAAAAAUAAUGGUAUUUUUAUAGUUUGUAUUAAUCAGGUAUCAGCAGUUUUAGAAAAUAAGAACAAAUAUUGUGACAUUAAAGAACAACCUGCUUUAGGAAUCACAUGGUCAAGCAUGAUAACUAAUUCUAUACAUUUUUAUAGAAAAGACUCUAUUCGUUAUGCUUCUACCUUUUUAUCACCUUAUUUGCCAUGUAAAACCAUACAAUUUGAGAUAAAUACGUCUGGAAUUAAAGGAAUAGAGUAAUGUAUAUAAUAGUGGAAUCUUAACAUAUGAUGUAAAAUUUCAGAUAUUUUUUAUUGUGCAAGUUCAUGAAUUUCAGAAAAUAUAUUUUCAUCUAAUAUUCUAAUAAUAUUUGUUGGUUGCCAUUUAUUUGCUGUAUCAGUAGGUAUAAAAGGAUCUGCUGUCCUUAUAUCUAAGUUUUCAACAUCAUUUUUUAAUAUCAACCUUAAAAAUUAUUAUAUUUAUGAAUUAUUGAAAAAUAAUUAGUAUAUUAUCUUGGACUAUGCGGAAAGUACCUGAAAGAAUGCAGAAAUGUUCUGUGAGGCUCCACAUCUUGUCUUUCACUGUACGUAUAAUCACCUAUUAUUAUAUGACCUAUAGACGAACAAUGUACUCUCAACUGGUGUCUUCUACCAGUUGUAGGAUAUAACAAAACUUUAGUGGCAGGUUUAGAUUUUCUUAAACCAUAUUCUAA
Molecule: messenger RNA, 1424 nt
Organism: Vespa mandarinia (Asian giant hornet)
Lineage: Eukaryota; Metazoa; Arthropoda; Insecta; Hymenoptera; Vespidae
Product: DNA repair protein XRCC3
Biological process (GO): telomere maintenance via recombination; resolution of mitotic recombination intermediates; t-circle formation
Cellular component (GO): Rad51C-XRCC3 complex; replication fork
Molecular function (GO): ATP-dependent DNA damage sensor activity; ATP hydrolysis activity; four-way junction DNA binding
Source: RefSeq, a predicted model, not a curated record